UGUAUUCUACUGCUGCUAUGGGGCUCUCUUCAUUACAGUUAAAAAAAGUCUGGUUGCUGGUUGGCUGGUUGGUUGGUAUGGUACAACCCGGUAUAGCCACUGAUUGUGAGAUUGCGGCAAUCAGCUGACAUCUGUUCGCAUUACAUAAAUGUUGGCAACAUUGACCGGGUAUUUCCCCCAUUCCCCUUCCCCCUUGUUUUGCUAGUCUUAUCCAGUCAAAUCCAACGUUCAACAACAUCUCUGACGAUCUAAAGUCAAUGUCAUAUUACUAUUUCAAGUCCUUACAAGAGCAAUAGAUGUCAGACCCGAUGGAAAUUUACUAGAACUUUUGGUUAAAUUAACUUGCAAGUGGAAUUGAAGGAUGCCGACCCCCAGUUUCAGCAUCGUCGAAUUUUUCGGUGGUGAUGCGGCCGAUGCCGAGGCGUCGAGCUGCGGCUACUGCAAAAAUCGCGGAAGUGUCUCCACAGGAAUGUGGGCGCAUAAUUUGACUGUGCUAGAUUACCAGGACCUCAUCGACAGAGGUUGGCGACGAAGUGGCUGCUACUGCUACAAGCCGAAAAUGAAUGUAACUUGCUGCCCUGCAUACACUAUAAAAUGUGAUGCAAGAAAGUUUAAGCUAUCAAAAUCUCAAAAAAAAGUCUUGAAAAGAAUUAACAAAUUCCUGCUAGAAGGAUCGCAGAUUAAGGUGGAAAACAUAGAUCCAAAAAGUCACCUUUGUGAAGAAGAAGAAGAAGAAGAAGAAGAAACGUUUGAGAUUCUUGACUUGCCUGACCUAACAUCAAAAGCUGAAAAGAUUUCUGGAACGCCAAAAAUUGUUGAGUCUAGUAUAUUAGAAAAGCAUGAUUCGGCACAAGAUUCUAAGGAUGUAUCCAGCUUAACAGUAACAACGCCUGCUCGUCAAAUUUCUGCUGAGAAAACUUCUGAAUUGAAAGAGACUGGAAGUUUGCGUCCUUGCAAGAAGGCCAAGCUCUUGAGGAAGGAGCGUCGAGCAGAGCGGUUGCUCAAAAAGGGUUUAAAUCCUGAUGAAGUGAAUCCUAAAGCUGACCAAGAAGGCAAGACCUUGGAGCAGCAUCUUGAAUCUCUUCCUAAUGCAAAGCAUAAGCUAGAGCUGCGGUUGGUUCAAACAAAUCCAGCAAGUGAUGAAUACAAAGCCACCGAGAAUGAGAGCUAUGAGGUGUACAAAAAAUACCAGAUUUGUGUCCAUGAUGAUCCUGAGGAAAAAGUCACGCUAAAGCAAUUCACCCGCUUCCUAGUCGAUUCCCCUUUGGAGCCUGAACAGGGAGAAAAUGGAAUCACUUAUGGUUCCUUCCACCAGCAGUACUGGUUGGAUGGGAAUCUGAUUGCUGUCGCUGUGAUUGAUAUCUUACCCAAAUGUCUAUCAUCAGUUUAUUUUUACUAUGAUCCUGAUUAUCGGUUCUUAACUUUGGGCACUUACGCUGCUUUGAGGGAAAUUGCUCUAACCCAAGAACUGAACAGGAAGUCAGCAGAUCUUGCCUCUUACUACAUGGGCUUUUAUAUACACUCCUGUCCAAAAAUGCGUUACAAGGGACAAUACUCUCCGUCCUAUUUGCUCUGCCCUGUCUCAUACACUUGGCAUCCAAUAGAAAUGUGCAAGCCUCAUCUUGACAUUUCAAAAUAUUCAGUUUUCAGCCAAGAAGAGAUGGAAAAGCCUGUCAUUAUUAACGACCUUAGUCAGAUGAAGAUACUUCACAAGAGGAGAGCCAUUACUUUUGCAAUGUAUUCCGCUUCCCAACGGCAUCCUUUAUUGAGUGAUGAGAUUUCAACACUCAAACUUUAUUUCGAACUAGUUGGAAGUGCAUGUGCUACAAGAAUGUUACUGUUCAAAGAAUGAGAAAUAAUAUGAUCAUCUCAACACAAUGGGUAGGUUAGAUUUUGACUUGUUCCCUCAAUUCCUCAAAAUGUUCCAACUUGAGAUUGAGGUGACAAGCCUAUCUCACAAUCAGACUCACCCGAUAUAUUAGUGUAUAUUUUAAUUGUGUACUGAAGGCUUAUUUUAAUAUUCAAAAUUGUGUAAAUAUGAAACGAGACUGUUUUCAUCUUCAAUUAAUAAUUUCACGAAUUUUACUGAAAUACACAUCACUUACAAAAAAUAAAAAAAAUCGGCAACAAAUAUU
Messenger RNA from Cloeon dipterum, 2135 nucleotides. RefSeq names its product arginyltransferase 1 (gene Ate1). Lineage: Eukaryota; Metazoa; Arthropoda; Insecta; Ephemeroptera; Baetidae. Gene Ontology annotation, molecular function: arginyl-tRNA--protein transferase activity. The record is from RefSeq and is a predicted model, not a curated record. Gene Ontology annotation, biological process: protein arginylation. Bases 362 to 1852 code for a protein of 496 amino acids. Gene Ontology annotation, cellular component: cytoplasm. The transcript has 10 exons.